This is a messenger RNA of Copidosoma floridanum, 8761 nucleotides long. RefSeq lists its product as uncharacterized. Gene Ontology annotation, cellular component: cytoplasm; membrane. The record is from RefSeq and is a predicted model, not a curated record. Lineage: Eukaryota; Metazoa; Arthropoda; Insecta; Hymenoptera; Encyrtidae. Gene Ontology annotation, biological process: proteolysis; peptide catabolic process. Gene Ontology annotation, molecular function: peptide binding; metalloaminopeptidase activity; zinc ion binding.
AAGCAAACGAUGUCGGUCUUUACGUACAAACUCGUGGUCUUAUACUGCAUCUGUAGCGUCGCGAUCGCGAGUGCCGAUGAUAUCGAUGAAAAAUCGGCACCUCCGGGGACCAUCGAUGGCCAAAACAACUCUUCGCUCUACAGGCUACCCAAGACUGUGGUGCCCGAGUUCUACGACCUCUCCUUAGCGACAAACGUGACGAGGGGCGAUUUCAAUUACUAUGGCGAGGUGACGAUUCUCUUGCGCGUCCUCGAGACGACCCGGCGAAUAACCCUGCACGCAGACAAGCUGGAAGUACUAAGCGAGAGAUCGGCGCUACUCGAGGACAACGGCAACGGUGAUCAACGGACCGUGCCGAUAGAGAGCCAGGGGAACAACAGCGACACCCAAUUCCACGUUAUCACGCUGACCGAGGACUUGGCUCCGGGAAGGUACUCGUUGAACCUGCACUUCCGCGGCACGGUAUUGGACGACGCGUUCGGUUUUUAUCGGAGCUCCUACGGGUCGGGCAACGCCACGAGGUGGAUCGGCGUGACGCAGUUUUCGCCGACGUUCGCGAGACGGGCCUUUCCCUGCUGGGAUGAGCCGGGCUUCAAGGCCAGAUUCCGGCUGCGCGUGGGCCACUACGCAAACGAAACCGUGACCUCGAACACGAUCCCCGAAUCCGUGAGCACCACAGAUUGGCCAGAUUACUACGUCACCGAAUUCGCGAGGACUCCGCCCAUGUCGACGUAUCUCCUUGGCUGGGUGAUACACGACUUUCACCGCGUCAACUUCACGUCCCCGUCCCGAGGAGGAGGACGAGCCGGGAUCCCAUUGUGGACGCGCUUUGGCGAUUCAGAGCUCCCCGGGCCCUUGGCCACCCUCGUCUAUGGCCCGCUCAUCUACUCGGCCCUCGAGGAGUACACGAACCUUACCGAUCCCCUGCAGGGCGACCUCGUCCAGUUCGCCAUUCCGGACUUCAACUUUCACGGUAUGGAGAAUUGGAACCUCGUGGCGUACCGGGAGUCGGUGCCGCUGGCCAGCGAGAGUCAAGCGCCCCUCGGGCUCGUCCGCGACGCCCUGGUCACGGUGGCCCACGAGUACGCGCACAGCUGGUGGGGCAACCUCGUGACCCCGAGUUUCUGGGACGUGGCCUGGCUGAAGGAGGGCUUCGCCACGUACUUUGCCUACGUCGCGAUCGACGCCACGGACCGGGGCUGGCGCGUCUGGGAAUUCUUCGCGGUCGAGGCGCUGCAGACCAGUUUGCUCGCCGACUCGGAGGAUCACAACAGGACGAUGAACGGCCGCGACGUCGGUAGUCCCAGCUCCGCCAAGGCUGCCCUCAAUUUCGUGACUUACAAGAAAGGCGCGUCCAUCAUACGCAUGAUCGCCGACACGUUGGGCGACGAGCCGUUCCAGGACGCUAUGCGUUCGUACCUUCGGGAAUACCAGUACAGAGCGGUCGUUCCGUCCGACCUGUACAAGCACCUGGAGCGAGUAUAUCAGUCCCCAACGGCGCCAAGUGUGGCCGACUUUGUCGAAUCUUGGGCCAACCAGCCCAACUAUCCCCUGGUGCGGGUGAACCGAGUCGGUGUCAGACGGAUCCUCGUGACCCAGGAGGUCUUCCACCUGAGUCGGAAGAACAGGUCGUCCCUUGGAGCCGACGAGGCUCGCUCCUGGUGGAUUCCGGUAACCAUAGCAGCCCCGUCGACCAAAAGUGGACAACUCGUCGAGUCGUCGAGCUGGCACGGUCAGAGGACCAGUGUCGCCGAGUUGCCGGACACCGCGAGCGACGACACCUGGUACGUCGUGAAUCCCCGGCAGAUCGGGUACUACCGCGUCGAUUACGGAGUGGGUGGCUGGGAGCUUCUCAAGGAGCUGCUCUCGGGCGGCCACCUGCGACUGCCGAGGAGCAGCAGAGCAGCCCUGCUGGACGACGUCUUCAAUUUGGCGAGGGCUGGGUACAGGGAGUACAAGCUGGCGCUCGAUCUGGCGGGGUACCUGAGGCGGGAGCUCGAGUACGAGCCGUGGGUCCCAGCCUGCCGGGCCAUCAAAUUGCUGGACUCCAAGUUGGGGGGGAAUCCGGGGCUGCGGCUGGUCUUCAGGAGUUACGCCGCCGAUCUCCUAAGGCCGAUUUACGAGCAAGUGGGCUUCGAGGAGCGCCCGUCGGACUCGAGAAUCCGGAGGCUGCAGCGCAAUCUGAUACUUUCGACCGCGUGCUCGGUGAACCUCGACAGUUGCGUGUCGAGGGCUAAAUCGCUUUUCGACGACUGGAUCGAGGACGAGAGCAAAGCGGUGCCCGCGAAUUUGCGGGAUUUCGUUUAUCGCGUUGGCAUCGUUAACGGAACGGAGGACGAUUGGAUUGAAUUGUGGCGGAGGUUUUCGACGAGCGAUUUUUACCCGGAAAAGGAGAUUAUGAUGAAAGCACUGGCCAGAACGGAUGAUUCCGAUCUCGUCAGGAGGUACAUCGAGGCUGCGGUUCGACCUGGUGCAGCUGACGUUAAAUUUCAGUACAGGCUCUCGAUGAUCCAGUGGGUUGUUACUGGAAACAGUGCGAACAUUGGCAACGUGUUGGGUUACGUGGACGAAAAGUUGAUGGAAAUAAUUCGUUUGAGGGACUUCAAAUUUUUGGGAGACAUAUUCACCACGAUAGGAAAAGAAGUAACGUCAAACGACCAAUUAGAUGAGUUAACUUCGUUUGUUAAUAAAAAUGCUGGUCAACUUGGAAGUGCUUUCGAGGCUGGUAAAAAGGCAAUCAAACAGGCAAAUGAUAAUUUAGUGUGGAUUAACGAUUGUGUUUUACAAAUCGCAAAUUAUUUCAAGUGUUCCUACUUUUUGAAACAUAUCUUUGUUCUGUGCGACUCUCGUCAAGCACACAACACAAAUUGCAAAGGAACAUUCAAGAUGCGUGAGAAAGUGAGCGUGUUAUUUUUCUUGGCGUUAAUUUUCACAACACAAGGAUUGUCAAUACCUAUUUCAUCGGAUAAAAAUCAUGUAUUUAAGACGAACGAUAUCGCUCAGGAGACAGAAAAUAAAACGAAAGUAAACUACCGAUUACCCUCUGACGUAGAACCCACGAAUUAUCAACUUACGCUGACUCCGCAUCUUGAGGGUGAAAAGAAUUUUACUUUUGAUGGAUCCGUCAUGAUAAAAUUAACGGUCCUAAACGAGACCGCAGAAAUAGUUUUUCACGCUAGGAAUUUAACAUUUUCCAAAGCCGAUAUUGAAAUAGAAAAAGAAGGAUUAGAAAAUGAAAUAAUAAAUUUUGAACUAAGUACGGACGAAAAAACUGAUUUCGUAAAAAUUAAAACAACGGAUAAUUAUAAAUUCAAGAAAGGUUCGAAAUACAAACUGAAGAUUAAAAAAUUCUCUGGCAUACUAGCCGAUGACAUGCAUGGAUUUUACAGAAGUUCUUAUGUCAAUCAGGCGGGUGAAAAAGUAUGGCUGGCCACAACACACUUCGAACCAGUUGAUGCGCGCCGAGCAUUUCCCUGCUUCGAUGAGCCAGCGUUUAAAGCGACCUUUGACAUCACCAUUGUUCACGAUAAAAAAUACAAAGCCAUCUCGAAUAAACCAGUUGAAAAAAGCGAACCCAUUGAUGAUAAAAAUGAAACGCGAACUAAAUUUCUGACAACUCCAAAAAUGUCAACUUAUUUGGUGGCUUUUGUAGUUUCGAAUUUCGAAAGUAAACAUAAUGCUGAUAAUUUUACUGUUUAUGCUAAAGCCGAUUUCAUAAAUCAUACCUCAGUGGCUUUGGAAAGUGGGCCAAAAUUAUUGAAAGCCUUGGAAGAUUUCACUCAAGUUACCUAUGACAUGGGUAAAAUGGACCAAGUUGGAAUUCCAGAUUUUGCUGCUGGAGCAAUGGAGAAUUGGGGACUUGUACUUUACAAAGAGAAAUCUUUGCUAUUCGAUGGCAAUACUUCAACUACCAGCAACAAACAAAACAUCGUGGAAACAAUCGCCCACGAGUUCGCUCACCAGUGGUUCGGAAAUCUAGUGAGCCCAAAAUGGUGGAAAUACAUAUGGCUAAACGAAGGGUUUGCAAAUUUCUUCCAAAGCUACAUAACCGACAAGGUCGAACCAGAAUGGCGUUCAGUCGAACAAUCGGUUGUAAAAUCUAUUCAAACCGCGGCAUUCGACUUCGAUUGUGAAUCGAAAACUCAUCCUAUCAACCAUGACGUAGAUAGCCCUGAAGAGAUUAGAGCAUUGUUCGAUUCUAUCUCGUAUAAGAAAGGGGGUGCAAUUAUCCGCAUGAUGCAACACUUCCUUACCGAAGAGAUUUUCAGGAAAGGACUUAACAUAUAUCUGAAAAAUAAUACAGUAAAUCACAAUGCAGCCGAUUCUGACGAUCUUUUCAAUGCUAUUCAAAAAGCAGUGAAAUCCAAGGACAUUAACGUGACAGCUAUCAUGAAUACUUGGGUUAAUUUCAAAGGAUAUCCUGUUGUAAAAGUUACUCGAAGUAAUGAUUCCAAAAGUAUUACAGUGACUCAGGAACGCUUUUACACUUAUGAACCGAGCGAAGAAGAAAAAAAUAGUACACACGUAUGGCACAUACCAAUUAAUUUUGCAAGAGAAAAAAAUUUAGAAUUUAGUAAUACAUCCGUUCAACACUGGCUAACAAAAAAAACAGACAAAAUUCCUAUUACAAUUGAUGCAAAUGAGUUCAUAAUUUUAAACAAGCAGCAAACAGGUUAUUACCGCGUACAGUAUGACGAAGAAAAUUGGGAUUUGAUAAUUAAGUAUCUCAAUUUAAAGAAUCAUACAAGUAUUCACGUGUUGAAUCGCGCUCAAUUAAUAAACGAUGCUUUGGCCUUCGCCAAACAGGGAAAAUUGAAACUCUCGAUUCUUUUGAACUUAAUUGAGCACCUACAAUAUGAAACAGACUACAUCGCAUGGUACCCUGGAUUUAAAGCAUUUUCGUGGCUAAAGUCAAAAUUAAUGGAUACAGAGAUUUAUCCUGCUUUCAAGGACUUUGCUUCAAAAACAAUGAAACCGUUAAUUGAAUCUGUCGGCUUUAAAGAAGCACGUAAUGAAUCUGAAAAGGCAUAUUUAACUAAACUGAAUAGAAUCACAGCUGUUGAUUGGGCAUGUAAAUUGAAUGUAAAAUCAAAUGAGACUUCGUGCAUCACAGAAACACAAAAAGUAUUAGAAAGUUGGCUUGAAGAUUCAAAAAAGACUUGGAUAACUCCCGACUUGAAACAAGUAACAUUGUGUAAUGGUUUACGAUAUGCAACAUUUGAAAUUUGGAAUAAAACAUUAAAUAAAAGUGAUUCGUCAACAAAUAACGAUGAAAAAAAUAUAUUGAUCUCAGCGUUGGCAUGUUCGUCUGAUAAGAAUAUUUUAGAUUACUACUUUAAUUACACAUUGACAGAAAACUCCCAUCUUAAAAAUGAAACGCUAAAAAUAGUUGAAUACAUACAUAAAAAUAGCGAAGUGGGAAUCGACGUUACUUUGGAUAUAAUAAAAUACAGAUUUUCAGCUCUUCUGCAAAAGCAUAUUGAUACUACUAAAAUAACGCCUGUACUUCUUGCUGUGAGCAAGAAAAUCACAACUACUGCUCAAUUUGAAAAGCUUCAAAGCAUAAAAGAUACAGAUUUUCCUGAACAUGCGGUAAUGCCAGCCAUAGAAGAAGCAAAGAAAAACAUUGAUUGGCUCAAAGAAAACCAAGAUAUAAUUAAAAGCGCAAUGGAGCGUUCAAAUAAAAAUGGUGUAGAACUUUUUUCGACGUCCAUUCUUUUAAUUUCAGCACUAAUUAUGUUUAACAUAUUUGUUUGUUGUCUAGAAACGUGUCAAACGGCGUCCGUCUGUAGUCGGUACAAGAUGAUAGAAAGAACAUUUUUGGCUCUAGCAAGUUGCGUAUUAUUAAUAUCGGGUACAAAAAUCGAUUGUGGAGAACGGAAAAAUAUUCAAAAUAAAACUUGUGACUUUUUUCAUCACAUCAAACCGUUACGUUAUCAAGUCUACAUAGAUCCGUGCAUUAACGAUGGAAACUUUAGUGGCUACGUCCAUAUAGAUCUUCUUAUUCUACGACCAACAAAGAACGUAUCUUUACAUUCUCAAGAAUUGAAUUUUUGUGACGAAGGCGUCUAUUUGGCUUUAAAAGGUAGAGUUAACGAUACCUUUGACGCAUUAACGUCACUCAAGGACCUGGAAAAUGACCACGAUUUGGCUCAACACUCUGACGAGGCGUUGGCUUUUUCGUCCGAAACGGUGAGACCGUGUAAAUUUAUCUACCGCAAGCAAGAGCAAAUAGUAACAAUAAAGUUUGAAGAAGUAGUAAAACCGGGAAGAUACACAUUGGAAAUAAAUUACAUGGGUACCAUCAAUAACGAUCCUAUUGGUGUUUACAGGCGAUAUUACAAAGAUGACGAUGGUCAAAAAAAUGGAAUGCUGUUGACUAAUUUUUUUCCAACAUCGGCAAGGCGAGUUUUUCCUUGUCGAGAUGAACUUGGAGCAAAAGCCGAAAUUCAUUUUACAAUACAAACUUCAUUAAACUACACGACACUCAUGCCUAAAACACCCAAAACUUGCGUUGAGUUCAAAGAAGGACAAAAAUGGUCUCAUUCGCAUCCCAUGUCAAAUAUCUCAACGUAUCAACUUAACUUUGCAGUGAUAAAAAGUUUAAAGAAUUUGACAAAAACAAAUGAAAACAAGACUUACAUCAUGUAUGCUACGGCUACUGAUUUAAAAUCAGUCAAACUCGCACAAAAUACGCACAUGAAGGCCAUGUCUUUGAUGGAAAAUUUAACAAAAAUAAAUUAUCCAUUAAAUACUAUAAUAACUCUCAUCAUUCCAGAAAAAGCUGAUGUCACUUCUUCCGCGAGCAUGGGUUUUAUAACAUUAAAAAAAACUCAGAAUUUGUAUAAUGAUAAGUCAGGCCCACAAAAAAAGAAAGAUGUCGUUUUACAAGCAUCCCGAGACAUUGUCAGCCAGUGGUUUAAUCACCUCAUCAGUCCUGUUUCCUGGAAGCACAUGUGGUUAAAUGAUGCCCUAACAGAAUACAUAAAAUAUUAUAUUGCAGACAAGAUUAUGCCUAACUGGCGAUUAAGAGAAGUUUUCGUUGUCUGGGAGUUGCAACGUAAGUCAUUUAUACCCAAUAAAAUCACGGAUAGUUUUCCACUGAAUGAAAAACUAUAUGUCGACAAUCCAGAGGAUAUUCAGUGUUUAUUAAGAAAAUCUUACUCUUCACGGGUCGUAGGUGCAUCCUUGAUACGAAUGAUGUCAUACUAUUUAAGUGAAGAUAUUAUUCUUUCUGGUAUUACAAACUUUUUAAAAGCAAACAAAUAUAAAGCCGUGAGACUUGAUCACUUUUGGAAUGCAGUACAAAAUGCUAUCAAUGCAUCCGAAGAUACUAGAUUUAAAAAUAUUAGUAUUGCAAAAGUCAUGGAAUCAUGGGUGAACACAGAACUUUAUCCCAUAAUAAUAGUAAAAAGAAAUUAUACCGAUGGAUCGAUAGAAGUUUCUCAAACUCCAGCAGUCACAUUUUUCGGACUAACCGAGAACAAUGUGACGACCAAGUGGUGGAUCCCAAUCAAUUAUGCAACUCACUCAAAUCCAAAUUUCAAUACAACAUACCCGACCCAUUGGUUAAAGCCAGAGAUGGAACAAUUGAUUAUUAAAGGUGUAGAUUCAAAAGAUUGGGUUGUUUUUAACAUUCAGCAAACAGGGUACUAUCGCGUUUUGUACGAUAAAGAGAAUUGGAAACGAUUGGCGGGAUUUUUGAAUAGUGAAAAUUAUGAUAAAAUAUCCCCCAUCAAUCGAGCACAAAUCAUUAACGAUGCCGUCCAGUUUUCACUCAAGAGACACUUAGAUAUGGAUGUUUUUCUCGAUCUUCUGUCUUACUUGCGAAAAGAAAGUGACUACAUACCAUGGUACGACGCCCAGUUCAUAUUUAGUUUUUUAAACUAUCACUUAGCAAACACUCACGCAUAUCCUAGCUUAAAGAAAUUCAGUUUAUUCCUCAUUACUCCAAUAGCUGAUAAAAUUGGUUAUACAGACCGUCCAGAUGAUGACUUUUUAACUUUGUUACUACGAAGAAUCACUAAUUAUUGGGCUUGUCAUUUUGGCUACGAAAAGUGUUGGAACAACGCUACGCAGCAGUUAGAAGCUUACCUGGAUAAUAAAAAAUCCGAAUUAGGUUCAAUUGAUAUACAAGAUUGGGCUCAAUGUGUCGGUUUGCACGGCGCAAACGAAUCGAUUUGGAAUCGAAUGUUGGAUAAAUAUAAGGAAAAACAAUCGGAGGAUGUACUCAUACAUCUUGGUUGUUCUGAAAACUCAUCUAUUUUGAACAAUUUUCUCAAUAUGACUAUAACAAACAACGAAACAAUACCAGAAAAACAAGUUUUGUCUGUUUUCAAAGCGGUUUGUUUGUACCCAUCAGGGGAUGACAAGCGAAUUAAUAUUUGUUUGAAUUUCAUCAACAAUCACUUUGAUAAAAUAUUGUUGAGGCUUGGAAACGCAACCGACUCUUUUACACAAUUUCUGGAUUUGUUGGGUUCCGAAAUAAGACAGACUUCACAAUUUGAUCAAUUUAAAGCCAUUCUGUCUCGAGAAAAAGCUGCCUUUAUUUUGGACAAACUUAAUGGCAGAAUAAAGCAAACGGAGAACCGUAUUUCUGUUUUUGAUCAAAAAGCAAACUAUUAUGGGCCUUUUUUGAAAGGACAGAUAGCACAACUUUGCUAAACUAUCAAUGAUACUAAUGAUAUUAUGUAUAAUACAACAGAAAAACCUUCACUACCAGUAGUUGUAAAAUAAACAUUUUCUGAAUAAAAAUGCCAAC